CCAUCCUACCAACGCAAAGGCGUCGGCAGAAUGCUUUUACAAUGGGGUAUCAAGCAAGCUGAUGAAGAAGGCUUGCCACUCUAUAUAGAAGGCACACUGGCAGGGAAAUUGCUGUACGAACAACUUGGCUUCACGGUUGUGGCUGAAACCGAGCUUGAG
Molecule: messenger RNA, 159 nt
Organism: Lindgomyces ingoldianus
Lineage: Eukaryota; Fungi; Ascomycota; Dothideomycetes; Pleosporales; Lindgomycetaceae
Exons: 1
Molecular function (GO): acyltransferase activity, transferring groups other than amino-acyl groups
Source: RefSeq, a predicted model, not a curated record